Messenger RNA from Thunnus maccoyii (southern bluefin tuna), 1768 nucleotides. RefSeq names its product prolactin releasing hormone receptor 2a (gene prlhr2a). Lineage: Eukaryota; Metazoa; Chordata; Actinopteri; Scombriformes; Scombridae. The coding region runs from base 210 to 1307 and encodes 365 amino acids. Gene Ontology annotation, biological process: G protein-coupled receptor signaling pathway. Gene Ontology annotation, molecular function: neuropeptide binding; neuropeptide Y receptor activity. Gene Ontology annotation, cellular component: neuron projection; plasma membrane. The transcript is spliced from 3 exons. The record is from RefSeq and is a predicted model, not a curated record.
ACAGCGCAAAUCGAUACUGACACAUGCAAUACCAGUGGUUCAGAGUGUGAAUGCAUGGCUUGUGUGCUGUUCAGAAACACCGCAUGCGUUCAUUUGUGUGAGAAACGCGCCUCUCUCCAGAGGCGCACAGAGGCUCAGCGCUGGAUCUCCAUCAGCUUCUCCUGUCCGUCUAUCACUAACACUGAUAAGGUUGACAUCAGCCUUUUUGGAUGGAGGGCACAGGCAGUGGCUGGGCCGCAGAGCUCACCCCACCGCGUGUGAUGCCUGAUGUAAACGGGAACGAUACUGGUCAGGUCUUUGACGUGGCGCUGCAGAACGGCUCCUCCAAACGCAGCCCACAAAUUGUGGGUGUGGAGCUGCUGCAGUCCUUCAAGCUGCUCAUCAUUCCCUGCUACACCCUGGUGGCUCUGGUGGGCGUCUUUGGCAACUACCUGCUCCUGUAUGUCAUUUGCCGCACCCGUAAGAUGCACAACGUCACCAACUUUUUCAUCGGAAAUCUGGCCUUCUCUGACAUGCUGAUGUGCGCUACAUGUGUCCCUUUCACACUGGCCUAUGCAUUCAACCCACAUGGCUGGGUGUUUGGCCGAUUCAUGUGCUAUCUGGUUUAUCUCAUCCAGCCAGUGACAGUGUACGUGUCAGUCUUCACUCUCACUGCCAUCGGUGUGGACAGAUACUAUGCCACUGUGCAUCCUCUGAAGAAGCGUAUCUCAGUCUUGGCAUGCACCUACCUCCUCUCUGGGAUCUGGCUUCUGUCCUGCGGUCUGGUGGCUCCAGCUGUGGCUCACACCUACCAUGUGGAGUUUAAGAACGAGGGCUUCACCAUCUGCGAGGAGUUCUGGAUGGGCCAAGAGAGGGAGCGGCUGGCCUACGCGUAUAGCACUCUCUUCAUCACCUACGUGCUGCCUCUUUCUGCUCUCUCCAUCUCCUACCUGUGCAUCUCUGUCAAACUGCGGAACUGUGUCGUACCUGGCCACCACACCCAGAGCCAGGCGGAGGCUCAGCGCAUGCGCAAACGCAAGACCUUCCGUCUGGUGAGCCUGGUGGUGGCAGCCUUUGGAGUCUGCUGGAUGCCCAUCAGUGUGUUCAACGUCCUGCGUGAUAUUGACAUUGACCUGAUUGAUAAGCGGUACUUCCUGCUCAUUCAGCUACUCUGUCACCUGUGUGCAAUGAGCUCCUCCUGCUGUAACCCUUUCCUCUAUGCCUGGCUGCAUGACCGCUUCCGUGCUGAGCUACGCAAAAUGUUCACAUGCCGCCGUCGCAUUGGCAUCUCGGCCAAUAACUGCGCCACAGCCAGCGUGGUGCUGUGAAACUCCAGAGAUUUAGACACAGUCCUUGCUUCUUUGGACUGUAAUUUACAGUCAGUUAUAUAUAUGGGUAGGAUGCCAUUAGCCUGUGUGUUGAGACAAAUUUCAACUUAUGACACUCAAAGUAUACCCACAUGACUAUCAUACUCUGCUAUGUCAAACACUUUGCCCUGCUCUAUAUAGGCUUCAGCCUGCACACAGUAUGACAGUCGACUGUAAUAUAUUUGUCCUGAUGCAAUCACAUGGAUUUGUCUGUUUUUGUAAAUAAUAACAUUUAACUUAUCUAUUUUUUUUUAAAUAUAUCUUUCAUCUUUGGAAAAUAUGUUUAGUGUAAUCUGUUUUGGUGUUUGGACCAUGAAAAACAUUUUUCUUUUUUCCAGAUUGACAUACAAUUGAAAUAAAGGAUUAGGCUGGCAAUAUUUUUUAUAUUUUUAUUGUCAUAUCCUAUGAAAAAAACCCAAAAA